GUUACUAUAUUAUGGUCACACACACAGAAGAAGAAAAUUAAGAAGAAGAAAAAAGAAAAAGAAGAAGUAAGAAGAGAGCAAUACUACAUUAGACAUACAAUUUUUAGUAAUUAAAUAUAUUAAUUAGAAAAGAAUUAUGGCUGAGAUAUCACCGGCUGCAGAUGGCCACGGCGGAGUGGCGGUGGUGGACAUCAUAGAUUCCAAUCAUGACUCCGAUGACCACUCUUCAAGAUGCUGCUCCCUCACUGUCUCUUUUAUACAAAAGUUGAUAGCGGAGUUGCUGGGCACUUACUUCAUGAUAUUAGCCGGUUGCGGGUCCGUGGCCGUGAACCUCGACAAAGACAGCGUGGUUACUCUCCCCGGAAUAGCCAUGGUGUGGGGCCUUGUCGUCAUGGUCAUGAUUUACUCCGUUGGCCACAUCUCCGGAGCCCACUUCAACCCCGCCGUCUCCAUUGCCUUCGCCUCCACCAAUAGGUUCCCCUGGAGACAGGUACCUGCAUAUGUAGCGGCACAAGUAGUUGGAUCAACAGUAGCAGCCGGAACCCUACGUUUAUUGUUCAGUGGGCCGCACGAUUACUUCGUCGGCACCCUUCCUGGCGGCACCGACCUGCAGUCGUUGAUUUUAGAAUUUAUCAUCACAUUCUUUCUCAUGUUCGUUAUAUCAGGCGUUGCCACUGACAACCGAGCCAUUGGAGAGCUUGCUGGGAUGGCCAUAGGAUCCACCAUAUCGAUAAAUGUCUUGUUUGCUGGGCCUAUCUCAGGAGCUUCGUUGAACCCAGCAAGGAGUUUAGGGCCAGCUAUAGUAUCAAACAACUACAAAGGGCUUUGGAUCUAUCUAUUGGGCCCAACAGGUGGAGCGAUUGCUGGUGCAUGGGCCUAUAAUCUCAUUAGAUUUACUAAUAAACCUGUUCGUGAAAUUACUAAAAGUGGCUCUUUUUUGAGGGGUUCGACUUCGAAUCGUAUUCGUGCUGCUUAGAGCCUUAUCAUUUUGUACCAACUUGAGCUAUGGAUUGAUCAUAUUAUAUAUGUGUGUAUAAUUUGACGAUAUAAAAUGAACAUAUAUAUACUAUCUAGUUGGUUUGCGAAA
This is a messenger RNA of Salvia hispanica, 1087 nucleotides long. Its product is annotated as aquaporin NIP1-1-like. Lineage: Eukaryota; Viridiplantae; Streptophyta; Magnoliopsida; Lamiales; Lamiaceae. Gene Ontology annotation, biological process: transmembrane transport. The record is from RefSeq and is a predicted model, not a curated record. Gene Ontology annotation, cellular component: membrane. Gene Ontology annotation, molecular function: channel activity.